AGUUACUCUUUUCUACGAUGUGUAAACACUUAGUCCUCUUCUCUUCUCUCUCUCCUCUCUUGGAGCUACUAUACACUCUUGAGUCUUGACAAGUGUGUUUUUGUGUAUUGUCUCUCUAUCAUCUCCCAAAGUAGAAAAGCUAGAAAACAAUAAAAAGGAAAAAAAGAUCUCUUCCACUUAUAUAUCUCCCCUUCUAUAAUCUUCUAUAAGCAUCAAAUAAACUUCACUUCUCUCUCUCUCUUUGCCUCACCAUUUCUGCUCACAAGUGUUUGUUAGAUUUGAUCUGAAAAAGAUGAAUCUAUACCUUUUAUAGUAUCAAUCUCAUCAUCACAACCAGCUAAGUUUCUCUCUCUUUCUCACUUUUUCUCCAUUUGCUGCAAUUAUUGAUCUUAGCUCAAGAUCUACAAAAAAAGAACCCUAAUCUCUCUUUGAUCCAUAUAAAAUUAAAGAAGAAAAACAAAACCCUAAAUCAAGAUUCAAUCUUCUUCAACUAUCCUCUUCUCUCCGGCUAGACAUCUGCUUUGGCUUCACCGGCUGCUUUUUCCAAAAUCAAGAACAAGAAAAAGCCAUGGAUUUGAUCUCUCACCAACCAAACAAGAACCCUAAUUCCUCAACACAACUAACACCACCUUCCUCAAGCCGGUACGAGAACCAAAAACGCCGUGACUGGAACACUUUCUGUCAAUACCUCCGGAACCACCGUCCUCCGCUCUCUCUCCCCUCGUGUAGCGGCGCACACGUGCUCGAGUUCCUCCGCUACCUUGACCAGUUCGGGAAAACAAAAGUUCACCACCAGAACUGUGCCUUCUUUGGCCUCCCUAACCCUCCUGCUCCUUGUCCUUGUCCUCUCCGGCAAGCUUGGGGCUCACUCGACGCUCUUAUCGGCCGCCUCCGCGCCGCCUACGAGGAGAACGGUGGCCCACCUGAAGCUAACCCAUUUGGCUCACGCGCCGUCAGGUUAUUCCUCCGUGAAGUCAGAGACUUUCAAGCCAAAGCUCGAGGUGUUAGCUAUGAGAAGAAGAGGAAGAGAGUCAACAGGCAGAAACCGCAAACGCAGCCGCCUCUACAGCUUCAGCAACAGCAACAGCAGCCACAACAAGGUCAGUCUAUGAUGGCUAAUUACUCGGGUGCAACAGUAUGAUCAUAUUUAUAUAAUUUCCCCUUUUCUAUAUGUAUUGUCUCUUAUUUGCUUUCUCUAAGAUAUUAAUGUAAAACCUUCUUUUACAUUAUCUACUGAUGCUUUUGUUUCUGUACUAGUUGUUUAUGAAUAAGAAAAACUACGAUUAUUUACGAU
This is a messenger RNA of Arabidopsis thaliana (thale cress), 1294 nucleotides long. RefSeq names its product LIGHT-DEPENDENT SHORT HYPOCOTYLS-like protein (DUF640) (gene LSH1). The record is from RefSeq and is marked reviewed. NCBI's taxonomy places the organism in Eukaryota, Viridiplantae, Streptophyta, Magnoliopsida, Brassicales, Brassicaceae. The transcript has a single exon. Bases 569 to 1141 code for a protein of 190 amino acids. Gene Ontology annotation, cellular component: nucleus.